AUGGAGGUCAGGAAUGUCAGCAAAAUCUCGAAAGAGGAGACAAUCAUUACAGGCGAUAGCAAUGCCUCCAAUUCAACAGCAUGGGCGGGCUCAAGAAGCAUGUAUUGUGGCACCAACUUUAAUAUACCGAAAAACACCUCCCAAACGAUGGUGCUGAUUAUCUUCAAUCUGGCCGAGAACUACUAUGGCGCCUUUCGGAAUGAAAUGAUUAUAAACUUGCCAAUUUUUAAGGCUUAUGGCAAUGGGGAGUAUCUGGGACUGUCAAAGUGUGUGCGAUGUGUAGAAGGCUCCUUCCCGAUGAAUUCGGGCGUAGCAGCCCUCUGCUUUGAUGACCAUGAGGAGGCACUGAGGUGCAUGCAGUCCAAGACGCAGAUACGCGAAGCAAACUGGAUGGGAUGCCCGGAAAUGUACAUCAUUCCCCUCUGCAACCCAAUUAGACACAUGACAGACUAUCCCUUCCUGCAGGUGGACUUUUACGAUGUGAAAAACGGAGUUAACUUUACCAAGUAUAUGAACACGGUGGAAAAUAUGGUGCACGACAAGGGAGGUCUGAUUAUUGCCGGAACGACGGAUAUAAUGCGCUUCCGAGGUGUAUGUAGACCCAUGUACGUGGUGAUCUAUCAGUGGCCGACCAUUGAUCUCGUGGAGUGUUUCAAUCGGGAAGUGGAACCGACUCUGCGCGAAGCCGGAGCCGCGUGUUCGACGCGUGUGGUCUUUGAAAUGGACGCUUUCUCACAGAAGUGUUUGAACUGA
This is a messenger RNA of Echinococcus granulosus, 753 nucleotides long. RefSeq lists its product as hypothetical. Bases 1 to 753 code for a protein of 250 amino acids. NCBI's taxonomy places the organism in Eukaryota, Metazoa, Platyhelminthes, Cestoda, Cyclophyllidea, Taeniidae. The record is from RefSeq and is a predicted model, not a curated record. The transcript has 3 exons.